Messenger RNA from Kluyveromyces marxianus DMKU3-1042, 1047 nucleotides. RefSeq names its product type 2C protein phosphatase PTC7 (gene PTC7). Lineage: Eukaryota; Fungi; Ascomycota; Saccharomycetes; Saccharomycetales; Saccharomycetaceae. The transcript has a single exon. The coding region runs from base 1 to 1047 and encodes 348 amino acids. The record is from RefSeq and is a predicted model, not a curated record.
AUGUUCGUUGGAAUUCGCCAGAAUGCUCCUCGUGCGUUAUUCAGAAGUAAGUUUCCUGUGUUGGUUGCUUUCCUAAUAUACGUCUUACUAACAUAUUUCGGUAUAGAUUACAAAACGCUGAGCUAUAGAUACUUUAGCUCCUCUGCUGGAAGCAACGGCUCGAACUCGUGGUCGUCUUCAUCUUCAUCGUAUCCUGCUGCAUCUGAUGGCUUGAACUAUAAUGUAGCGGUGGCCUACCAGGCGAAGGACCGUAACGAGCCCAUCUAUGCCAAGUUGAAGGCCAGUCUUGAGUCUCCAACAGGUGAAGACAACUACUUUGUAGCUUCUAGGGCUAGCUCUGACAUUUAUGCUGGUGUUGCGGACGGUGUUGGUGGCUGGGCCAACCACGGUUAUGACUCUAGCGCGAUAUCUCGUGAAUUGUGUAAUGCUAUGAAGGAUAUUGCCCUUGGUUCAGGAAAGAACAUUCCUCCAAAAGAAUUGUUGUCCAUGGCAUAUAGGACGAUUUCAGAUGAGGGAAAGGUCAAGGUGGGAGGAACUACGGCCAUUGUUGCGCAUUUGCAUCCCAACGGUCAAUUAAACGUCGCGAAUUUGGGUGAUUCCUGGUGCGGUGUGUUCAGAGAUUCGAAAAUUGCAUUCCAAACUGAGUUUCAAACGGUCGGUUUCAAUGCUCCCUAUCAAUUAGCAAUCAUUCCACAGAAAAUAUUGGAUGAUGCUAGCAGAAACGGUGGCUCUUUUAUCAUGAAUAAGCCUUCGGAUGCAGACGAGUAUUCAUUCCAGUUGAAGAAGAAUGAUGUAGUUGUUCUUGCCACGGAUGGUGUUACUGACAACAUCGCAGUUGAAGAUAUGGAAUUAUUCUUGAAGGACCGGAUGGAAACAGAUACUCCACUUCAAGAUAUCACUCAAGAAUUCGUCAGUAAAGUCGUAACACUAAGCAAGGAUCCAACUUUCCCUAGUGUUUUUUCACAAGAGUACUCUAAAUUGGCAGGUCAAGAUUAUUUAGGCGGUAAAGAAGAUGAUAUUACUGUAGUAGUGAUUAGGGUUACCUAA